UUGUCCUGUCGUCCGUAUCGUAGUUGCAGUUUUUCCUUUAGUUUUUUCCCUUUAGGAAGUAGCUAGCUAGAUAGAGUAAAUAUAAUUGUGUAUGUCCAUAAAUAUUGUCAGACUUUUCAAUUUUAAUGAUCACAAUUACGUGCAUGUUAAUUGUUAAUGUGUAGUGCUGCAGCUUUACUAUAGACGCUAAGGUGAGUAUGAGGAGUGUUGCAAUUUUGGAUGCAUUCUAGCCAAGCACUUGCAGCACUUGUCUUGGGCGAGUUAGCCAGUUGUUAGCAUGUAGCUAGCUAGUCAGCUAACGUUAGCUUCCUACCUUGCAGGUGUUUUACUAUAAAGGUAGUUAUAUGUCAACUGAAUCUCAGCUCAAAUGACAUUCUGUUGAAAUAUAUGGGUAACUAGCAAUGGCAUUCAUCGUCAUUUUGAAAUGUUGUCAUCCUCAAUGUUUUAGCUAGCUAGCGGCAGAUGAGCCUUCCAUUAACGUUAUUAUAAAGGUAAAAUGGCUCUGGCCAGCAGAAUAGCUAACUAACGUGAGGAGGCUGUACUCGUUUUUUUUGUCAUCGAUAGAUUAAGUCCUUGAAGCUUUUACAUAUUACUCUGAUAUACGUAUCUCUAAUUAUUCUCUUACGUUUCCGUUGGCAGUAAAGAAAAAACUCUUAAAACUCAUUGUUUGAGACACUAGAAAUAGUUUCUUGUGAGUGAUGUAGAAUUGAAUGGUGCCUUUGUAUUCAGUAUUCAUCUGUAUUAAAGUCUCAAUGCUUUUCUCUUCUAUUUUACAGCUUGCUACAGAAAUAUUAAAGGCCCAGUCAACAGCUCAUUAUCAGAUAUGACCUGCAGUAGACAAGGAAAACGUUAAUCAGCUAAGUAAUUAAUGUCAUAUUAAGGGGAUGUGACAAAUAUAUAUAUAUAUAUAUAUAUAUAUAUAUAUAUUAUUCCGCAAGGGGUUUUCUAAAGGAUGAGCAGGCCAAUGUUGGAAUUGUUAAGUGGGCUUCCUCCAAUUAACAGGGAGCCAUAGCCCUCAAAAGAAAAGCUAUUUUUUCCCAAGGAAGCAGAGAGAGAGAGUGGCAUUUGGCAGGAGCCACAGGAAUAGGGCAGUGAGAUUUCAGGGAGUGGUGUGGAACCAGGACCAGAGUCAGUAAGAGUCAGUGCUAGGUCAGUCACCAUGGGUGGUGUAACGGGACCAGUUUUCCUGUGGCUGCAGGAUGUGUUUGGGGUAACUCUCCUCAGAGCCCGCAGGACUCUACUGCAGGCUGCCAUCCUCUCCUGCGUUCUAGUGCUGCUCGUCUGGGUGGCCAUCUUCCUCUAUGGCAGCUUCUACUACUCCUAUAUGCCCACCGUCAGCUUUUCUACACCAGUGCACUACCACUACAGUACUGAUUGUGAUGCCUCCAAUUCAGUCCUCUGCUCUUUCCCCAUGGCUAACAUCUCGCUGCUAAAGAAUGGCAAAGACCAGGUUAUGAUUUAUGGUCAGCCAUAUCGAAUCUCUUUAGAGUUGGAAAUGCCUGAGUCGCCAGUCAACGAACAUCUUGGCAUGUUCAUGAUUAAGAUGUCUUGCUACACCAAGGAUGGCCAGACAGUUGCAGCUGUGGCGCGCUCUGCUAUGCUGCACUACCGAUCUGGUCUCCUCCAGACAUUGAAUACUCUACUGUUCUCUCCUCUCCUGCUGACUGGGAUGACGGAGCAGAAGCAGCUCGUUGAGGUUGAGCUCUUCUCAGACUACAAGGCCAAUUCUUAUCAACCCACUGUUGGUGCGGUCAUUGAGAUCCAGUCUCGGCGGGUGCAAAUCUAUUCAGCUCAGCUAAGGAUCCAUGCUUUCUUCACUGGUGUCAGAUACCUCCUGUACAAUUUCCCAUUGACGUCUGCAGUGAUUGGCGUGGCCAGCAACUUUGCCUUCCUCAGUGUCAUUGUGCUCUUCGGAUACCUACAGUUUAUAUGGGGGGGACUUUGGCCUCCUGAGCAGGUCAGGGUUAUGAUGGGAGACACGACUCGCCUGCAGCGUAGAAGAGAAGAGGCUCGGAAGCGCAUGUCCUUCUCACAGAUGGAGCUGGAAACACCAGAUGUGAUUGGUUCCCUGAACGAGCCCUCUGGUUUGCCAGAGAAUCAAACAGCUCUAGGGUCGUCAUCAGAUGUGCCCCUGGAGGCUCCUCAGAUUAUCAAGACCGAUGCAAGUCAGGAGGAGCCUGCUGAUCCGGAGGAUAGAGGUGCAGGAGCAGUCCUGUUGGAGGGACCCCAGGUACCUCAGCCAGGGGAAUCUACGCUGCGUCAGAGACAGGGACCCUGGAUGAGUCUCUGAACCAUGGAUCAUCGCUCAGACAUUCAAAAGUUCACAGGUCCCUCAAUGUGCCUUUCACCGACAGGCAAAGAGAUCCAUUGAUGUAUGGAUUGAAGCAGAAAGACUGACACACUGACUCCCACAAACACCCUGCACAAAUAUUCCCUAUAGCCUAUCAUUUUACUUAGCAUGUAAUUUAAUAAUAAUCAUAUAAUAUAAUAAUAUAUGGCAUUUAGUAGAGGCUUUUAUCUAAAAUGACUAUGGAACGUGGCAUAAUAGCUAUGCUCUUUGAUUUUUCAAAGAUCAACCAGUGUCAAGGUUAUAAGCCUUCUUUAGUUAGGCAAAUAUUUGUAGGAUUAAGCUCAAUCCUGACUCUUGCAUGUCCUUCAGAGCAAUGAAAAUUAUCACUCCGGUCUUUAAGCACUUAUUUAAUUCCCUAGCCUGCAUCAUUGUAGCAGAGACAGUUGUUCAACCUUUUUGUUUUACGAAUGAGUCUUUAAGGAAUGUGUUUGAGCAGGUACACAAGCAUAGUUGAGAAUGCCUUUUGUGCCUGUGAUUGAAGCCUGCGGUUACCAUAAGAAUCAGAGUGCCCUGAGCUGCUGAAUGAUGACCCUGCAGAUUACACUGUUACACAUUUAAAGUUUCUCCAGAGUUAUUCAUCUUAAACGCAAGGAACAUGCAUUAUGUUUACGCCUCUGUAGAAGGUUAUUGUAUGAUUUUCCUUGAGGAAAUAUGCCUUUUAGAGCUAUUACAGGGACCACCACAUUGAAUUUAAUUUAAUUGGGCUGAAACAUGUACAUUCUAUUCCCAAAGGAUAGCACUUAAAAGUAUUUAUUAAAGCACUUGUUUCCAAAGUGGUCCUUAAUGUUACUUUGUUUUUAAAUUAAUAUGUAUUUUUUCUGUUUUAGAUAACUAAAUGUUUCAAGGAGCAAUGAAGGAUAUGUUAAGUUACAAUUGGAAGUUUUGUUGAAAUGUACUCAUAUAUGAAAAAAGUGUUGUAGAAAAUAAAUAAGAUACGGUGAAAUGUCA
Molecule: messenger RNA, 3298 nt
Organism: Salvelinus sp. IW2-2015
Lineage: Eukaryota; Metazoa; Chordata; Actinopteri; Salmoniformes; Salmonidae
Source: RefSeq, a predicted model, not a curated record